GAGCGGAGGUUCAACUUAAGAAUCUGUCUCCAGCCGAGCGUCAAUUGUUUGUCGAGUCUGACGCCAAGGAGUGGUCGGCCAUGACGGCCACUGGUGCUGCGCGCGUCCUGAGCCCCGACGAGUCUCCUUUGGCCAGACGCCGCCAUCCAGACAGAAUCCUGUCGUCCAGGAUGGUGCGCCGUUUCAAGCCGUCUGAGGGCGUGGGCAGUAUGCCCACCGCGAAGAGCAGGUGGCGCGUCCAUGGGCAUCAAGAUCCCGGCGGCGAGAGUUUACAAGUUUACGCCCCAACCCCCCAGUCAGAAACCAUCAUGGUGGCGCUACAGGUGAUCGCCGCGAUCGGGUGGGAACUUGGCAUCGCAGAUGCCAAGAACGCGUUCUGUCAGAGCAACAGAUUAGAUCGACCGAAGGGGGCGUUUUAUGUGGAAGCGUGUGCUGGAUUGAAUCUUCCCCCUGAGACGUUAAUAGAACUUGUGGCUCCAGUGUGCGGGCUGAAUGAUGCCCCGUUAUUGUGGCAUCGCACUCUCGCGGGAUACCUCGAGGAGUUGGGUUUUGUGCGUUCUCUGCUCGAGCCGUGCCUGUGGCUCCAGAGAUCGGCCAGUGGGAAGUUGCAGGCCCUGAUUCUCAUAGAAGUCGACGACCUGAUCGUGUCAGGCGACAAGGUCGUACUGGCUGCUCUGAAAGAGAGUCUGUUCGCUCGGUUUAAGUUUGGCAAGUGGGAGGUCGGAGAGGCCGACUACGCAGGUAGGCACGUCAAGCAGGUUGGGUCCAAGAUCACGGUCGAUCAGGAGAAGUAUAUUCGUGAGCAGUUAUCGUCGAUCGUGAUUCCCAAAGAUCGCCGUUCCAAGCCAGAGGAGUUGCUUACGUCGUCGGAGAUCGCGUCGUAUCGUGCUACUGUCGCUCAGAUACAAUGGCUCGCUCGUGAAUCGAGGCCCGAUCUGGCCGGAAGUGCCUCCCUGUUGGCGGCGGCUCUCCCCUCUCCCUCGAUCGAGGAGGCCUUGAUGGCCAACAAGGUUGUCAAAUUCCUUCGGGCGUUUGCGUCUCAGUAUAUCACGAUAUGGAAUCUGGAUCCGCUGUCGACCGCGUUUGUCACGGCGUCGGACGCCGGGGGCCCUGGAUCCGCGAGGCGCGGGGGUGCGCAAGCUGGGUGGUUGGUGUUCGCGGCGGACGCCGCCAUCCCGCAAAACCAUCGGGCCCGGGAGCUGAAGCCGCAGGAGCUGCAGGCGCUCUCGCGGGUCUGCUCCGGUGCUCUCGGGGGCCCGAACAGGCCUCGCGACGCGGGCUGCGAGGCCAGCCGUGAGGAGCUGCGCAGCUACUGCAUGGCCCUGUCGGCGGCAACAUCCGAGGGCACCCGCCGCGGGGGCCACCCGGCGGACUACGCGCCGCCGGCCCCUGCGUUGCCGCCGGCGUUCCACGCCGCGGCGCAGCAGAUCGACGGCGAGCCUUGCCUUCUCCGCGCUCGGCCCCACGCCCUCAGCCCGCCGUACCUGGAGGAACUCAGCUACUCCGGCAGGUGGGCCAGCCCCCUCGCGGGCACGCCCCGGGACGAGGAGGCGGACCCUUCGCCCUGGGCCGUGGACGCGCUGCCGCCCGAGGGCUUCCCGCAGGGCCCCUGGCCCGCCCUCGGCUGCCGCGACGAGGCCACGGGGCGGGGCGCCCGGGCGGAGGCCAAGCUGCACCCGCGCAUCGUGAACAAGGUCGCGCGCGCCGUGCCCCAGCCGCGCGCGGCGGCGCCGCCCGCGCGGGACCCGCGCAGGGCCGAGCCAGCCGCCUCGGCACUGCACCCGCUGGCGCCAGUGGCCGCGCAGGGGGUGCCCAUGCGCUCCAUCUCCGAGUUCCCCAUUUCCGUCGCUGCGGAGCACUACCAGGUCCCGCCAGACAGGGCGCUGUACCCGCACCCGUUCGGCGAGGUGUCGCCGUGGGACGGGCAGCAGUUCAGGUGUUCCGUGAAGAACUCGUUCCUGCAUUUCAGCGAUGGGCAUCAGCAUCAGGAUCGAAGAGUCCAUGGCCACCGAGAAGGAGGGCUCCUCGCAGCGCUCCAGCUCGGUUCCGAGCCGCUUCCUGGAAGAGCACAUGGAAGAUUGGCACAGGCGCAACCCCGAGCACCGCAUCGAGCGGGAGCAGCAGGAGACCCACCGACUGGAACGAGGAGCACCCCGAGCUGCGGGCACUCGACUUUGACUGGGGCGCGGCCCGGAGCAUGCCGCAGAUCCCGGCGGGGAUGUUCACCGAGGACUCCCCGAGAGAUAACGAGCCCACCCGCGGGCCCCUGGCGGCAGCCUUGGCAGCCGCGCGCUUCAUCUGAGCCCCAGAGCGAGCCACGCUCUGGGAGUCGAUUCGGAAGUCUGAACUCGGACUGUCGCGGCGAGGUGCUGCAGUACAGACUUCUCUCCAGCGUAGGACUCGCAGUGCUUGCCCGCAUUGGCUUGCCCGCAUUGGCUUGUCUUCACUCCCGUUGGGGGGCUGGACGCGCCGCGAGAUGCCAGGGUGUCCUUCUGGCAGCCUCGCGGCAGCUACGCGCAACCAGGUCCCAAGGGAAACCCAUACGUACCUGCACAGCAUGA
Messenger RNA from Prorocentrum cordatum, 2561 nucleotides. NCBI's taxonomy places the organism in Eukaryota, Dinophyceae, Prorocentrales, Prorocentraceae. The record is from the annotation of a GenBank genome assembly.